Molecule: messenger RNA, 705 nt
Organism: Schistocerca gregaria
Lineage: Eukaryota; Metazoa; Arthropoda; Insecta; Orthoptera; Acrididae
Product: endocuticle structural glycoprotein SgAbd-5-like
Exons: 3
Coding region: 29-445 (138 amino acids)
Cellular component (GO): chitin-based extracellular matrix
Molecular function (GO): structural constituent of chitin-based larval cuticle
Source: RefSeq, a predicted model, not a curated record
ACUAGUCCUCCAGACGCAUCCAGAGGAAAUGGUCCUCACCAGGGUUCUCCUGAUUGCUGCUCUCCUUAAUGCUGUUCUCGCAGCACCACAGAUGAAUCCAAGAGACGCAACAGUUGUGGUGCUGGAGAAUGACUUCAAUGGAGUCGAUCCCUGGCACUGGAGGUACGAGACGAGCAACGGCAUCCGGCAGGAGCAGUUCGGCUCUGAGGGUGACGGCACGCACCUGCGGGGCAGCUUCUCGUGGCAGCCGUCGGAAGCGGGCGACGGCGCCACCUACAGCGUCACCUACGAGGCCGACGAGAACGGCUACCGGCCCAAAGUCUCUUUCGGCACAGGACCCGUCGCGGUGCGCCCCACAUCGCCGCCGCCGCCGCCGCCGAACGAAUUCCCGGUCCCACAUGUGGCGUUCCUUGGCAGCAACACUGCACUUUCUCUAAUCGGCUAAGUGGCCAGUCACUCCCUGUCACAGCAUCACUCAAGUGCCUAAAAUUUCUGAAGUGACUGGUCAAAAUCGUCAAGAUAGUAUGCAACGUCUACCACUGUCAGCUGGAGUAUAGCAGAUAACAGCCAAUGUCUUCGUGAGAAGUUCUUGGGAGUGCUUUGGAAUUUGAACAAAUGCGAUAGCCACAGCAAGAAAACUUAUUAAAAUAAUUGUAAAAGUGAAUUAAUUUUAUCAGUAUACUAAAUUGAGUGGUAUGUCUAAUA